Recurvomyces mirabilis is the source of this 447-nucleotide messenger RNA. RefSeq names its product glycerol channel. Bases 1 to 447 code for a protein of 148 amino acids. The record is from RefSeq and is a predicted model, not a curated record. Gene Ontology annotation, biological process: glycerol transmembrane transport; water transport. The transcript is spliced from 3 exons. NCBI's taxonomy places the organism in Eukaryota, Fungi, Ascomycota, Dothideomycetes, Mycosphaerellales, Teratosphaeriaceae. Gene Ontology annotation, molecular function: water channel activity; glycerol channel activity. Gene Ontology annotation, cellular component: plasma membrane.
AUGGACGGAUCGUCGGGAAAGUCACACAAGGAGGACCCAUUGGCCAUCCGUAACCUGCCGAUGGGCGAAACUUCAUACCAUGAACAUGCUCCGCAGUCUCCUGGUCUAUCGAGCAGGUUGACUAAGACAACUUCCGAUCUGGCACACACUAGGCAGUGGCUAGGACUACACCCAUCGGCACCAGUGGAAGAGGAGCACGAUUACGCUGAGCAUUCUAAGCUGUGGUGGAGCAAAAUCAGGAUAGCACUGAAGGAGCCGUUUGCUGAAUUCUUUGGCACGUUCAUCCUCGUACUUUUUGGUGACGGCUCGGUGGCCCAAGUCCUUCUCAGCACGGGCCAAGCAUCAGCACCAGGCGGCAACGGCUUUGGCAAUUACCAGAGCAUCAACUGGGGCUGGGGUCUCGGUGUGAUGCUUGGAAUAUAUGUAGCUGGCGACAGCGGGUACUAG